AUGGAAGCCUUCAGUCAAUAUGGCGCCGUUGACGCCAAGAUCGUCAAUGACAGAGAAACCGGGCGAUCAAGAGGAUUCGGAUUCGUGUCUUUCAACGAGAAGCCCGGCAUGGAUCAAGCAAUUGAGGCAAUGAACGGCCAAAGUCUCGACGGUCGUACCAUCACCGUCAACAUGGCGCAACCCAGAGGAUCCGGCGGCGGCGGCGGUGGCGCCCGUUAUGGCAGUGGUGGUGGUGGUGGGUGGAACGCCGGUGGCGGUGCCGGUGGUGGCGGAUGGGGUGGUGGCGGAGGCGGAUACCAGGCCCGAGGUGCCGGCGGCGCCGGCGGCGGCGCCGGGGGUGGUGGCGGUUGCUUCAAGUGCGGCGAGAGGGGCCACUUUGCGCGCGAGUGCCCUAGUGGAGGCGACGGUGGUGCCGGCGGCGGCGGUUAUGGUGGCGCUGGCGGCUAUGGGGGCCGUCCAGGUGCUCCUGGCGGCGGUGGUUAUGGUGGUGGAGGUGGUGGUGGCGGAGGAGGGGGUGGUUAUGGCGGCGCUGGUGGAUCGGGUGGCUAUGGAUGUUUUUCGCUCUUUCAAACUCCCAUCGCAUCCAUGGAAGACUACACCACAGCCUCCACCGCCGCCGCUAACUCCAAUGCCGUAAUCCUUCAAAGGUUGCUUCUAGCCCAACAGCAGCAGCAGCAAGCACUGAAUAACGCAGCUAACCAGAACACCACGGUCGCGGCUAACGCGCUGCUUCUUGAGCAAAUUCGCCGUUCACAACUAGCCGCCGCUGCCGCAGGCGUUCUCGGGUCAGGAAACGUGCCAGUAGGUUCAGGCUCGGGUUCAGCUCUCUGGGAGCAGCAGCAGCGACAGAUGCUCCUUCUCCUACUCCAGCAGCAGAGGCAGCAGAAUGUUCAGCAAUACCUGCAAGCUAUCGCGCUCGCUAACCUUAACAACAAGGUCGCCGUCAACGCAAGCCUCGAUGCUGCCGCGCUCCGCGUGCACCAGCAGCAACAACAACUGCAGGCGCUCAACGCUCUCCUCGCAAACGCCAAUUCCGCAGCCGCCUCCGCCAAUUCUGAUUUCCGCCUACCAGCGCACAAUCUCGCGCCCGUCUCCGCACACAAGCGCGGAAACUCCAUCGACGGCGGAAGCUCGCCGCUGCGGAACUCCCCCCGCGCCGUGCACGAAUUCAGCGCGUCUUGGCCCGCGUCGGAGUGCGACUCGCCUACUUCCCCCCCCGCUUCAGCAUUCGCCGAUGCCGCCGAAUCGUUCGAGCCGUUGCCUUCGGAGGAAGAAUUCGAGAUGCACUUGAUGACCGUUCAGACCUCGUAUUUCUCCCAGGAGUAA
Messenger RNA from Closterium sp. Naga37s-1, 1326 nucleotides. The record is from the annotation of a GenBank genome assembly. Lineage: Eukaryota; Viridiplantae; Streptophyta; Zygnematophyceae; Desmidiales; Closteriaceae.